Trematomus bernacchii (emerald rockcod) is the source of this 2025-nucleotide messenger RNA. RefSeq names its product capping actin protein of muscle Z-line subunit beta (gene capzb). The transcript is spliced from 9 exons. Bases 213 to 1031 code for a protein of 272 amino acids. Gene Ontology annotation, biological process: negative regulation of filopodium assembly; barbed-end actin filament capping; actin cytoskeleton organization. The record is from RefSeq and is a predicted model, not a curated record. Lineage: Eukaryota; Metazoa; Chordata; Actinopteri; Perciformes; Nototheniidae. Gene Ontology annotation, molecular function: actin filament binding. Gene Ontology annotation, cellular component: cytoplasm; F-actin capping protein complex.
CCUCCUUCCUGUAGCCCGGUUGAGGAAGUGAAUUUCGAUGACAGGGCUGGGUUCAGUGAGGGAGAGGCGAACAAAACAUCUUCCGCGGGGGACUAAAAAAACACACAAAACAACAGCAGACGAGCGAAGAGAUUUGAUAAGCCCACUGCAAAACUAAGGUGUAGAGACAUCGGUGAAAUCUUCCUCCCUGCCCCGCUGAGACGGCCGCAGACAUGAACGACCAGCAGCUCGACUGUGCCCUGGACCUGAUGAGGCGUCUGCCUCCUCAGCAGAUCGAGAAGAACCUCAGCGACCUCAUCGACCUGGUGCCCAGUCUGUGCGAGGACCUCCUCUCUUCUGUGGACCAGCCCCUGAAGAUUGCCCGGGACAAAGUGGUGGGGAAAGACUACCUGCUCUGUGAUUACAACAGAGACGGCGACUCCUACAGAUCCCCAUGGAGUAAUAAGUAUGAACCUCCCAUUGAAGAUGGUGCUAUGCCUUCAGCCCGCCUGAGGAAACUCGAGGUCGAGGCCAACAACGCCUUCGACCAGUACAGAGAUCUGUACUUUGAGGGUGGCGUGUCCUCUGUGUACCUCUGGGACUUGGAUCAUGGCUUCGCUGGAGUUAUUCUCAUCAAGAAGGCCGGCGAUGGAUCCAAGAAGAUCAAAGGGUGCUGGGACUCCAUCCAUGUGGUGGAGGUGCAGGAGAAGUCCAGCGGUCGUACUGCUCACUACAAACUCACCUCCACCGUCAUGCUGUGGCUCCAGACAACCAAGACCGGCUCCGGCACCAUGAACCUGGGCGGCAGUCUUACGAGACAGAUGGAAAAAGACGAGACAGUUGGAGAGUCCUCACCCCACAUCGCCAACAUCGGCCGCCUUGUCGAGGAUAUGGAGAACAAGAUUCGCUCCACACUGAAUGAAAUCUACUUUGGCAAGACCAAGGACAUCGUCAAUGGCCUAAGGAGUGUUCAGACUCUGGCUGACAAGUCAAAGCAGGAGGCUCUGAAGGUCGACCUGAUGGAGGCACUCAAACGCAAACACAACAGCUAGAGUUGCUACUGUUUUAGUUUUUUUUUCUGUCUCUCUCACUCUCCGCCUCAUCUCCGCCAUCUUUUCUCUGUUUCUCUUCGUCUCUCCCUCCACGCCUGUUUCAGUGCCGCACUCUUGUUUAUUUGUGGAAAAAACAAAAAAGGAGAAAAUGCUUAGCUUUUUAUUUGUUUUUGUUUUUCUGUCUGGUUUUUGUCUUCAUGCAUCUCAUCUGCCAUGAAGCCAGUCCCUCACGCUCCCUCUGUCUCUCUUCACCCCUCUCCUCUCUCCCACGUUCUGAAUAUAAUGAUAGUAUUACCACGGUUAAUGAUAAUCUUACAGUGUGAGGGUCAUUGUUGUAAUAAUCCCUGAUGUUCUCACAGCUGAUAUGUCCUCGGUCAGUUUCAAACUCACGACUUUGGCCCGGCUCUUCCUCCGUGUCCAGGAAGCGGACACAGACUGUGCUGUAGGUGGUGUAGGCUCGGUGGGGCUGUCAUUAUGUACAUCAAAUUGAUUUCAAGCACCUACUUUUGUCUACGACACCCCUGAUAUAUUUGUAUAAAAUUAUUACUGUUGGCGUAUUACUGUCAUUCUUCUUAGUAAAUGGUGUGAACACGAGGGCGGCCUUCGGUUUAUGUUAGAAGGUUUUUACUUUAAUUCCACUCAUGCAUGUGAGCCUGUGUGGUGCUGCAGUGAGUGGAAAUGUAGACCUAUCAAACAUGGGGAUGGACUGUUAUAAUCACCGGGUGAUUACACCCACAUGUCAACCCAACCCCCCCUACACUGUGUAUAACAUGACAGUCAGCCCCCCCUCUGUUCAACUUUUCUCUCCUCACCUACAGUACUAUGUCUUUGUUGGGGGUCACAGUUUGUCUUUGUGUCUCAGUGGAAACCUUUGACUGUUUCCAUUUUGGAGGGGAAUCUUUUUUGUUGUAUUUUUGUUUUGUUUUUAUUUUGUAAAGCUUAUGAUUCAUAUUGUAUUAGAGCCUCCAGCAACAAUAAAAACAGUAAAAAGCUA